CAGUCGUUCAGCAAAUAAUUACUAACGCCCAAACUAUUAAAGAUAAAGAUGGAGCCACUAAGGAGGAAUUGGAAAAAGUUAUUGCUGACUUAAAAACUCUGGCCAACUCUCCAACUGAUAAAAACAAGUUGAAACUACUUGAACCUGAUCCCGACCAAGAAGGACCAAAAGUUCCACCGCAAAUACCACCCCCACCACCUUCUCCAACUAUAACACCGGAGGAAGUAGAAAAAUUUGGUGAAGAUUAUAAAGAAUUGAAACCUGCUCAAAAAGCAGGACGACAAAAGAUUGUAGAAAAUUGA
Entrophospora sp. SA101 is the source of this 302-nucleotide messenger RNA. NCBI's taxonomy places the organism in Eukaryota, Fungi, Glomeromycota, Glomeromycetes, Entrophosporales, Entrophosporaceae. The record is from the annotation of a GenBank genome assembly.